AUGGAGGAAUGUGUAGCUGAAAUCCUAGAAGACACUGAUUGCAGUGAUGAAGCUGAUUCGUACAUUGAAAUAGAACUUGAUACUGCACCCACAUGUUACAAUCAUGAUCAGAACAAGAGCAGCAGCAUCAAGGGGAGUUCCAUAGAUGAUGAUGAUGAUGAUGAUGAUGAUGGGGAAUGCAAAGAGUACCAAUUGCGCAUAUCGAUUUCGUCAACCAUUUCUGUAUCCCAUUCAGAUGAUAAAAAAGAAAGUGUAAGGGUUCACGCUUCAGUGCCAAAGGUAGAUGCAGUUGAGGUCCCUUUAAUAUCAAUGAGUUGUUCUGCUGAUGACAGUGUAUCAUUGGAUCCAACAGUGAUACAGGCAAUUCCUCAACCAGAUAUACAAACAAAAAUAUUGAGUGCAACCCAUGUGAUCUAUGACAACGUUGACGUGCUAUGUACUAGUAAACAACCAAGCUUGACGACAACAACAAAUGGGUUUAUGAUGAACUUGUUGAUCAAGAUUAGAGGUAUAAAGAUUGGGGCACUAUUAGCAUCACUUGUGAAACCAAGACAACCCUGCCAAGUCAACAAUGGACACAAGUCAAGCAAAAAGUCCAAGACUUUUUUUCAUUGCUAUCAAAAGGGGUUGGUCAAUCCCUCAAAUGGAAGGUGCACUACAAAGAACAGAGAUAAAAGAAGGAAGAGCAGCAAGCAAUGGGAUUUGGGGCAUGAUAACAUAUGUGGCUAUUUUAGAAGCAGUAAAAAAUCCAGUGGGGUGAUGGAGAUGGAUUUGGGAGCACUUAGAGGUAUAUUCAAUGCCAUGGGAAUGAGCAUUGCUCAAAAAGGUAGCAUAUCAAAAAGGGGAAGUGGGUCAAGUUCUUGUAACACCACACCAACUCAUGAAGGAUUUUCACUAUGCACUAGUGGUGAGAACUCCAUUCAGGCAGCUGUAGCAUAUUGUAAAAGUUCAAUGGGACAAUCAUCUGAUUUCUCAUUCAGAAGUUCAUUCAGCUCUAGCCCUUCUCAAUUUGUAGCAUAUCCUGAUUAA
Molecule: messenger RNA, 1029 nt
Organism: Abrus precatorius (Indian licorice)
Lineage: Eukaryota; Viridiplantae; Streptophyta; Magnoliopsida; Fabales; Fabaceae
Exons: 2
Coding region: 1-1029 (342 amino acids)
Source: RefSeq, a predicted model, not a curated record